AUAUGUCACGUGACUUAUGGACUUGCGCAGGGAAGGCUAAGUCAGAAAAUUAAAUAGGGAUGAGAGAGAAGCUUGCAAUCGAAUAAAAGCGUUUUAAUAUUUUUCUAUCGACAGUGAAUAACAUCGAGACGUAAUUAAAAUUAGUCAACAUGGCUAAUCCUAAUCUCACAGAUAUGACAGAGGAAGAUGCGGCGGAUCUGCAGUUUCCAAAAGACUAUUUAUUGAGUUCCACAGACAAUUCUGAGCAUGAUAUAGAGUUCGAGAUGUCAGUCCAGAAGGAUAAAAUUGUUGCCUCAGAUCCGAUAUGCUGCGUGUGCAGGUCUAUCCUCGUAGAACCAUAUAUUCAUUGCGCCGUGUGCACCAACAUCGAAAUAUGUUCCUCUUGUUUCGCCAAGGGCUGCGAGAUCGACGAACACAGGAAUGAUCAUGACUACAUGAUUAUAAAAAAUGAGUUUCCUUUGGUCGACGGCAGUGGUUGGACUGCUAAGCAAGAGCUCAAAUUGCUGACUCUUCUGCAGCAAUGUGGCUUUGGAAAUUGGUUGGACAUAGGAUGUAGGAUGCAUGGGAAGUCUGCUGAUGAGUGCAGGAUACAUUAUUUACAGAAUUAUAUAGACAAUCAAACUCUGCCGGAUCUACCGAGGAUUGAAGAGAACAGAGUCAGCUUAUUUAAUUGCGAAUCGAUUCCUUAUAUUUACAAAUUGCAAGAUCUAGAGGAACCUCCCAGAUUUGAUCCAGAUACGUUUAAUGGUCGACUACUAGCAGGUUAUAACGCGGCUAGAUCCGAUUUCGUAGUGAACUUCGACAAUCAUGCGGAAUCGUUAGUGUGCAAUCUUGAUUUCGAUGAGUUUCAACCGGGCGAUGAUAUGUACGAGUUAGGGAAAGCUUUGCAGGUGGCGUUAGUGCAGGCGUACAAUAACAGAUUAAAGGAGCGCAUGAGAAGACAGAGAAUUAUACGCAAGCACGGAUUAAUCACAUUUCGCAAGGUCAUGUCGUGUAUACAGAGAUAUGAGAACACGAUAACCAAGCCGCUUGCGGAAAGAUUGCUGAUAUUCAUGCAACUCCUGAACGGAAUGGAAUUUGACUUUUUCAUGGAGGGUCUUCACCGUGUUGGCGAACUGAAAAAUCACAUCAAUAGGUUGCUGGAGUUCAGGCGAAACGGACUUAAACACUUUUUCAGUGUACCCAUGUUUCAAAAACUGAGUAAAUUAAGACAGGAAAAUGAGCGAGAGAAAAAGCAGUACAUGAACAAUUCAGAAUAUUGUUGGAGAAAUCUAUUACCUGAUAAUGUUAUCAGCUGUAAUAGUCCAAUUCUUGGAAGCACGCAACGUAAAAUCGCGCCCCCUCUCGUAAUCAAGGGUUUACCGGGAUAUGAUAAGCUGGACAUCGACGAGAGAGAGCUCUGCUCUCUUGUGAGAAUCGUGCCGUCUAAUUAUUUAGAUUUCAAACACAUUUUGAUAAUGGAAAAUAAGAAGAAAGGUCAUCUUAAAUUAGCCCAAGCUCGUAUUCUUUUAAAAAUUGACGUAAACAAAACGAGGAAGAUAUAUGAUUUCUUGAUAGAAAAAGGAUAUAUAAAAAAGUCAACUCACUGAUAUUUAAUUUUGUAAAACGCGCACGCGAUUGACCAGUGAUAUUUAAUUUUUUAAAACAGCGGUGCCAAAGUGUAGUGCGCGAGUACUGUAAAAUUAUGAAUUACACCAUAUUAAAUAAAAUUAUCCGGAAAACAUAAUUAUAAUACACACACGAACAAUUUCUAAAAAUUAAAAUUUCUGUGUUUAGAAAAAUUUAUGAAGAUUGCGAGUUAGAAGAGUCCUGUUAUCUUUAAGUUACUUUUGUUGAGACUUUCGUUAUUGAUUAAAUGAUUAAGACAAUAAAUUUUUUC
This is a messenger RNA of Pogonomyrmex barbatus (red harvester ant), 1879 nucleotides long. It is a transcript of the gene Ada2a, whose product is annotated as Transcriptional adapter 2A. Gene Ontology annotation, biological process: DNA-templated transcription initiation; regulation of transcription by RNA polymerase II; chromatin remodeling. Gene Ontology annotation, molecular function: chromatin binding; transcription coactivator activity; zinc ion binding. NCBI's taxonomy places the organism in Eukaryota, Metazoa, Arthropoda, Insecta, Hymenoptera, Formicidae. The record is from RefSeq and is a predicted model, not a curated record. Gene Ontology annotation, cellular component: SAGA-type complex; RNA polymerase complex; nucleus.